CUCUGUCUGAUGAUGUUUCAGCGCGUCUAUAAAGCUGCCGUGUUGUAUUAUAUCGGAGUGUUUGCAAAUUAAUUUGCUUUCCAAAAACUAUAAUUGGGAUAAUAGAAGUGUCACCGGGAAAAUAAAUAAAUCAAUGUUAUCUUAUCAGUGACACAACUCUAAUGGAAGAAGCUCUCAAUACGCAAACAUCGAAGAAUAAAAUGUUCAUUCUCUUUCGAGACGUUUGUUACUACUUGUUUUGAUCAGCAGUAGCAUGACCAAGCCGACGACUGUAAGUUUGCUAAACUGGAAACUUUAUCCGCAAUGGAUUGCUGCUACAGGAGUUGUGCAGCUACUGAUUCAACUAGGGGUAAUGUGCACCUGGUCGUCACCCUUUCUGGGUCAGCUGACCAGGACGGACUCUCCUAUUUUUCUUACCCUGGAUGAAGCUUCAUGGGUGGCCGCGCUUCUCAACAUGGGCCGUUUUAUUGGAGCCAUCAGUGGUGCACUGUGUGUCCAUUACUGGGGCAGCAAAAAUGCUAUAGUCUGCACUCUUUUGCCAAUGAUUUGUAGUUGGAUACUUUUAUUUUUAGCCAACAGUCCGAUGAUGUUGUACGUCGCUAGAUUUUCAGGCGGGUUAGGUCUGGGAAUGACCUUCAGCUGUUUCCCUCUAUACCUAGGAGAAAUAGCUCUUCCCCAGAUUCGCGGUGCCAUGGUAACCAUCGCAUUCUGCGGCUCUCCAUUUGGAUACGUCUUGGUCAGCCUGGUUGGCUAUUACAUGUCAAUGAAGAUGUCCAGCCUGGUUUUUCUCGUUUUGUGCUUGAUCAACAUCGGCAUGUUCAUGGGUCUACCGAAUUCCCCGCAUCAUCUGAUGAAGAUAGGUAAAUUGGAGGCUGCUCGCAAGUCCAUCCACUGGUACAGAAGUGGUAUUGGCGUCGAUGAAGAGUUUGAAGCUGUCCAGAAGUUUGUUACGUCGUCUGCAGUCACUAGCUUGCAUGACCAACUCAACGAAUUCAAGAAUCCACCGAUUAGAAGAGCGCUUUUCAUAAUCAUCAUGUUGUUUACCUUCACGCAAAUUUGCGGAUUGAACAGUCUCAUGUUUUACAUGGAGAUGGUUUUCCGUAGAGCCAAGUCCGAUUUGAUCGACCCAUCUCUUGCAGUGAUAUUAAUCAACGCUUCAGGACUCUUGACGGCUAUUCUAUCGGUCAAAAUGAUGGACAAGUGCGGUAGAAAGGUUCUCUUGAUGAUUUCCGGCACCGGCAUAUCCAUUUCCAUGAUAGCGCUGGGUACCCACUUCAUCUUGAUGGAUUUAGGCUUCGAUCCAUCCAAAUUUCAGUGGCUUCCUGUAGCCUCGGCGUUCUUGUUCAUGAUCACCUUUGUCUUCGGGCUGAUGCCCACGCCAAGCGCUGUUCUGAGUGAGUUAUUCCCAGCGAAUAUCAAGUGCAUCGCAGCGUGUAUUGCCAGCUUUACUGGUGCACUGUUUGCAUUUGCCUCGACAAAGACAUGGCAACCUACGAUUGAUGCUUUGGGUGAGGCUUACGUGUUCUACAUACAAGCUGCCCUUACAAGCCUCAUGGUGCCUUUCGUGUGGUAUUUCAUGCCCGAGACGAAGGGAAAGACGCUGCAACAGAUUCAAGAUGACUUGAUGACUUGACAUCCCAUAGUAAAACCAUUAUUAGGUAUGUAUCAUUUGUAUGCGGAUUACGAGAUUUAUGUUGACAAUGCCAAAAAAAGAGAAUCUCCUAAAGAAAUAUAUCUUUUAGGGGGUAAUCUAGUAGUCAAUUUUACAAUUAUUGAAUCGCGUAUAAUGCGACAAACAUCUUUAUUGAGAGUUUACUCAAGAUGAUUAAGGCAAUUUAUUUGUACAACUGAAGGCUUAAAGACGUCCGUUGUGGCAGUAAAGACGUCAUCUUUGACGAAAACAAAAUUUUGUGUUUUUUUUUUCACGAGGAGGAGACACUAAUUGUUAAAUAUACAAAUUUUAUAUGCCAUUAACAUUUUCUUAUGCUCAAUACGUUAGUUGAUCUGGCUAAAUGAGUAGAUGAAAAAUAUCUAUCUUUGUAGUAAAAUCAAGAGUCAGCACAGAAUAUUUCCUAAGUUACCUAAUACGAUUUCAAAUACCCAAGGUCAUCAUUAUCGAGAAACUAACUUUCAAUCAGAGACAUCUGAAAAUGUAAACAACAAAUAUAUCAUCGCACUAAAUGAAAGCUCAUAAAAUUAUCUAGAAUAAAAAGUUUAAAAAAUCGAACUGACGACGUGGAAAGUUCAAAUGUCUAUUCUUAUCUUAUCAAUCAAAAGCAAAUAGCCUCUCGUUAAAAACGUAUUCGCGGAUGUUCGAAGAUUCAGUCUGCAGAAGACUCAACGCAGAUCUGGACCUACUCGUUUGUUGCUCGUGACAGCGCAAUAAUGAGCCCCCCAACGAAUUUCGUCGCACGAGUCAAAAAGCUGUAUCCGCAAGCAUUAGCCGCCUUCGCAGGUAGGAGAGAAAGAGUGAGCGCGUUUUAAUCGAGUGUACAAGUGUUAUGCAUAAUUAUAAAUCAUGUGAUCGGGCCGAGAAACGUGCCAAUGCUAAUAAGGUUCUACGACUUUGUAGACGUACUAUUUUGCGUCGUUUUGUCAAUCACGAAGUUUUGAAAAAUGUUGCAAUAUGAUGCAAGGCUGUAGACGAUUAAUUGAUGGAAUUUAUUCAAAAACUAUUAUUCUUUUAUUUUAUUCAUUAUUUAAUUCUUUGGCAAUGAUCAACUAGUACGAAUAUUUAUAAUAUCAAAAGCUUCGCGAAGUUGACACUAAUAUUUUUCUGACCUAUGUAGGUACAUGUGUACUGACAAAUUCGAGAAAUUUUAUGAACAAAUCAUCAAAAUUAAUUACUGUAAAUUAAGAAACUCAGUCUCCAUAUGUAUCGGUUUCUAUAGACAAUAAUAACUGCUCGUGUAUGUUUGAAGAUCAUUAUACACGCUCAACUGAACUAUGCGUUUUAUUAUGUCAUACGAGUAGCGAGAUUACAAGAUGUGACGAGACAUCGCACGUGAAACUAUUUUUUUCUCCAACAAAGAAAAGAGAUAUCGCUAUCUCGGCUUGUAAUUUCAAUUUUCCGAACAAACUCUUUGAAAUUGAAAGAUCUUCGGCGAACUUGGUUUCACGCAUUUUUCAAUCUUGUUUUUCUGUAAUAUCUACAUUGUACUCUUAACGCAGCAAUAAAAAUUUCGAAAACAACAGUGUCAUAAAUUCUUCUGCAACACACCCGACUGAAUCUCCCAAGCUCAAUACUCUCAUCCAACGAAAUUCCACCUCCUUAAAAAUUAUUCCAGUAUGGAUAAUAACGGCCCAGAUCGGCGUGAUGUGCGUCUGGUCCUCUCCCUACCUGGCUCAGCUAACAGCCCCAGGCUCACCCUUACCGCUCACCCUGACCGAGGCCUCCUGGGUGGCCUCCCUGCUCUACUUGGGUCGUCUGGUUGGCGCGUUCCUGGGCGCCGUCUCGGUCAGCUGGCUGGGCAGUAAGAAGACGACCCUCAUCACGGCCAUCCCCACGGCCCUGGGCUGGAUCCUCAUGAUCGCCGCGGACUCGCCCAUUUGGCUCUACGCCGCUAGGAUAUGCCUCGGCUUGGGUUUUGGCUUCGCCUACUCCUGCUUCGCGUUGUAUCUUGGAGAGGUCGCCGCGCCGGAGAUUAGAGGUUCGCUCGUGUCCUUUGCCGUGAUGGGAGGUCCGGUUGGUAACUUUCUGGCCAGCGUUACGGGCUCCAACAUGAGUCUACGGGCCUCGAGCGUGACUUACUUUGUCCCUUGCGUCCUCCUCGUAAUUCUGAUGUGUCUGCUGCCUGACUCGCCCCAUCACUUGGUCAAAGUGGGAAACUUCGAGGCUGCUCGAAAGUCCAUCGCCUGGUACCGGGGCAGCGAGAAAGUCGAGAACGAGCUCGAGGAAGUUACGAGAUUCGUCAAGGCGACCGGCGCAGCUAGUUUCAUGGAGAGAAUGGCCGAGUUCAGACUGCGCCACGUGCGAAGGGCUACGGUCCUCGUGAUGAUGCUGUUCGCCUUCAUGCAGCUUUCCGGCCUCAACAACGUCCUCUUCUACAUGGAGAUAAUCCUGAUCCGCGGAAAGUCCAGCGUCAUCCAGCCCUCGAACGUCGUCUCCUACGUUCUCCUGUGCUCGGUCGUCGUGGCGAUAAUCUCGAUCGGCCUGUACGACAAGUGCGGCAGACGCAUUCUCAUGAUGGUCUCGGCCACCGGUGUUUCGAUUUCUCUGGUCGGCCUCGGCACACACUUCAUCCUGCAAGAGAAGGGCAUCGUCUGGGUGGGAUCGCAGUGGCUGCCGGUCGCGACGCUCUUCGUCUUCAUCACCUUCUUCGUCAUCGGGCUGGGCUCCAUUCCCAGCAUCGUCUCCAGCGAGGUCUACGCCGCGAACAUCAAGUCAGUCGCCUGUUGCAUCGCCAAUCUAACCGCUGCCGGUGCGGCUUUCUUCGCUUCCAAGAGUUACCAACCGCUGGUAGAUCUGUUCGGCGAGGCGUACGUCUUUUACGGCCACGCGAUCAUCACCUUUAUGGCGGUCCCGUACGCGGUGUUCUACAUGCCCGAGACGAAGGGCAAGUCGCUGCAACAGAUUCAGGAUGAUCUCAUCAGGAAAUGAGUAGAAGUUUAGUGAAUUAAUCUUGAGCUAUCGGUGAUGCUCGCCUUGCAUUGUUUAACAGGAAUGUGUGUACCUUCUGCUGCUGAUCUCACUUUGGGAAAUUAAUCGAGAACUGUCUGGAAUGACUUGUUAUUUGAAAAGGCUGCGUUAUUUUUAUUGUUAGGUCGACCAACGUUGAAUUUGCGUUGCUUCUUUAAUAUAAUUAUACUUUUGUUGGCUGCGCAUCUUUUAACUAGGAUUACGUAUAAACACAAUGCGUUAAGUAAGAAAUGUAAAUAAUCGAUAUACCAAGAUGUAGUUAUCUAUGUAAAUUAUCAUAAUUAGAAAUGCAAUCAACAAAUCUCGCAUUGUUUGCUAUUUUAUUUCUGCCCAAUAUAAUAAUUAAUCGGAAAUUAUAAUCGAGAGGCAUAUUUACGAACAAUAGACGAAAAAGACUGAAACGUAAUGUACUAUGUAAAAUGUGAUAAAGACAAGUAAUCCUUAAGUAUGUUCGAUGCGAUCGCGAAUAAUUAGACUUUUCAUCAACGUUUCCAUUGUUAUGGCGCCGUCACACUCGUUGACGAAAUUGAAAAAAAGUUUAUAAAUAAAUCUGACUCUCAUCGAAAA
Messenger RNA from Nasonia vitripennis (jewel wasp), 5206 nucleotides. Its product is annotated as facilitated trehalose transporter Tret1-like. The transcript has 6 exons. Bases 3317 to 4600 code for a protein of 427 amino acids. Gene Ontology annotation, molecular function: transmembrane transporter activity. Gene Ontology annotation, cellular component: membrane. Gene Ontology annotation, biological process: transmembrane transport. The record is from RefSeq and is a predicted model, not a curated record. Lineage: Eukaryota; Metazoa; Arthropoda; Insecta; Hymenoptera; Pteromalidae.